AUGUCCUUGGCUGUUUUGAAUUUGAUGAUUGUGUUGCAGUUCCGCAGCUCAGUUUUAGGGUGGGCUCUAGGUGAGCACGGAGAAUGGGCCAAAUACAGCAAUUUUGAUGUUGCUACCCGUGUUCCGCUCAUGUUCUACGUUCCUGGAAGGACAGCUUCACUUCCGGAGACAGGCGAGAAGCUUUUCCCUUAUGUCGACCCUUUUCAUUCCGCCUCAGAGCUGAUGGAGCCAGGUAUCAAAUAUGCUGAAAUGAUUGUGCUUGACAGCAAGAGUGCCUUUACUUUAUAUGUGAACCACUUUAUUGACUCACAGGCUGAGGGGUUACACAGACCCCCCUUCCUGCCUUGUGUUGGAAUUUCUUCUCAACAUUUUGUGGUCAGCACAUGCUUCCUGAGCAUCUCUCAUGCUCUGGGUGAGGAAAGAGUGACAGAACUAGAACUGACAAGUAUGGCCCCUGUCCACAAGGAGCCUUGUGGGGUGAUGAUGGACAAAGGAUCAGCUUUCGCCAAGUAUCAUUUGCAAAUGUUCCAGUUGGGUGUGAGGCCACCCUAUCUCAUCAUCUUGUCUUUAUCACCCACCUUCCUCUUUCAAAGGCAGUAUGAUCAGAAACAGCGGGUGAGGGGUCGGCCCUACCAAGUACCACCUGGCCCUGGAUGCUGUUGCAGCUCAGAGCAUCCAAGAGCCCACCACGGCAAGCCUGUGCUGUAUCUUCUUUCUCUGGGUUGUCAGUGGCAGAUCAUUCUGCUCACGCCCACCAAUUUCGCCCUCACGGCCACGGGGGCAGAAGCAGGUUCCGCCCCCGCUGUCAAUCCAGGGAAGCUCCAGGCUUGCGGGCCGGAUGUGACCUCCACUGGCUUCCGCCUCUGGAAUCUGAGAGAAGUGAGGGCGUCUCUCUGUGAGGGGCGUCUUGAGGGCAGCAGAGGGCAGCGGGCCCAGGAGGCAAGGGAGACCCAGGUCCACAGAGAGGGUCUUGGGUUCAGCCCUGCCAGGAUCAAGGGGAGGAAGAAGAAGGAGGAUUCAGGAGACCUUGGACUCCAGGUGAGGACUGUGUUCUCAGAGGACGCCUUCGAGCCAACAAAAGGAGCCCCAUCAAGUCCACAAAUAAAGUGGUCCCUGGAUCUGCCAAGAGUCAGUGUCUUCAGAGAACAGGACAAGCAGUAGGACAGGAGCCCCAGAAGGCCGGAGAGGAUCACUGGAGGAGAAGACCUGUAAGUAGGCCUGUGGUUCCCCAUCACCCAGAUCCUUCCCACAGUGCUGCCUGCUGACCUGACCAGAGUCACCAUGCCUCUUGGGCAAAGGAGUCACCACUGUAAGCCUGAGGAAGGUCUUCAGGCCCAAGAAGAAGCCCCCGGCCUGGUGGGUGCGCAGGCUCUCUCAGUUGAGCAGCAGGAGACAGCCUCCUUGUCCUGUACUGUUAAUGCAGGUACUCUAGAGGAGGUGCCUGCGGCUGAGUCACCGAGUCCUUCCCAGAGUCCUCAGGGAGCUUCCUCCUCCCCCACUGCCAUGGACUCCAUCUCUUGGGUCCUAUCUGAUGAGGGUUGCUGCAGCCAAGAAGAGGAGGGGCCAAGUACCUCGCCUGACCUGGCAGACCCUGAGUCCUUCCUCCAAGAUACACUACAUGAGAAGAUAAUUGAUUUGGUUCAUUUACUGCUCCACAAAUAUCGAGUCAAGAAGCUGAUCACGAAAGCAGAAAUGCUGGAGAGUGUCAUCAAAAAUUACGAGGAAUACUUUCCUGAGAUAUUUAGGGAAGCCUCUGAAUGCACGAAGCUGCUCUUUGGCAUUGACGUGAAGGAAGUGGACCCCAUUAGCCACUCCUACGUCCUUAUCACCUCUCUCGGCCUCUCCUAUGAUGGUAUACUGGGUGAUAAGCACAGCAUGCCCAAGUCUGGCCUCCUGAUAAUAGUCCUGGGCAUAAUCUUCAUGGAGGGUAACUGUGCCUCUGAAAAAGUUAUGUGGGAAGUGCUGAGCAUUAUGGGGGUGUAUGCUGGGAGGGAGCACUUCCUAUUUGGGGAGCCCAAGAAGCUCCUCACCCAAGAUUGGGUGGAGGAAAAGUACCUGGUGUACCGGCAGGUGCCCGGCAGCAAUCCCACAUGCUAUGAGUUCCUGUGGGGUCCAAGGGCCCACGUUGAGACCAGCAAGAUGAAAGUUCUUGAGUAUAUAGCCAAUGCCAAUGGGAGGGAUCCAACUUCUUACCCAUCCCUUUAUGAAGAGGCUUUGAGAGUGGAGGGAGAGGGAGUCUGAGCAAGAGAUGCAACCAGGGCCAGUGGGCAGGGAACUGAGCCAAUGCAUGCUUCAGGGCCACAUCCAGCAGCUUCCCUGCCCUGUGUGAAAUCAGGCCCAUUCUUCCCUCUGUGUUUGAUGAAAGAAGUCAAUGUUCUCAGUAGUGGAGGGCACAGUGGAUGUAGGGGAAUACAUUGUAUACUGUCUUUAGGUUUCUCUUCCAUUGGGUGACUUGCAGAUUUCUGUUUCCUUUUGUUAAUUUUCAAAUAUUGUUCCUGUAACAAAAUACUUAAUUAGUUUCAACCUCUAAGUGUAUGGAUGACACUGAUCACACAUGUAGGUUUACUUAUCCAUUUCAAGUGUAAGAGUUUGCCAUUUUGUAAAAUAUUUUGGGAAAUUAUCCAUCUUGCUGUGAUUUGGAAUUAGAUACCACCACAUUGGAACAGGCAUUUUCUUGGAGAAUGUAAGAACUUAGCAAUAAAAAUGAACUGGUGUUAUGGAACAGAGAAAUAAA
Saimiri boliviensis boliviensis (Bolivian squirrel monkey) is the source of this 2734-nucleotide messenger RNA. RefSeq names its product MAGE family member A11 (gene MAGEA11). Lineage: Eukaryota; Metazoa; Chordata; Mammalia; Primates; Cebidae. The record is from RefSeq and is a predicted model, not a curated record. Gene Ontology annotation, biological process: negative regulation of transcription by RNA polymerase II. Gene Ontology annotation, molecular function: histone deacetylase binding. Gene Ontology annotation, cellular component: nucleus.